Molecule: messenger RNA, 3095 nt
Organism: Gossypium raimondii (Peruvian cotton)
Lineage: Eukaryota; Viridiplantae; Streptophyta; Magnoliopsida; Malvales; Malvaceae
Product: BTB/POZ domain-containing protein At1g63850
Exons: 2
Coding region: 443-2374 (643 amino acids)
Molecular function (GO): protein binding
Source: RefSeq, a predicted model, not a curated record
AAGUCCGAUGACCGAUACAAUGGUGGCCCCCCAUGUGAGAUUGCCCUCUGCUCCUUCUUCUCCUACCUUUUCCCCUCUCUCUUUCUUUGCUUUGCCACUCUCAUUUUUUAAUCUCUGUAACAACAACAAUUGCAAAAGCACCCCCAUGUUAUCGAUCUGAUUCAAAACACUCCAAUAGAAAACAGAACAAAAGCUAGAUCUCAUCUUUUCUCCUUCUAUUUCCUUUGUUUUGUGUAUUUAAUGCCCCAUUUUCAGGUUGGCUCUUUGGUCAUGUUUUUCACUUGAGUUCUCACCCACCUGGCCGCUUGUAAUUUCCUUUUUUCCUUUUUGGCAUCCACCGCCAUACUAAAUGCUUCUGCCCAGUGCCAAUGCUGUAAACUAAGAGACAGUAGCAUACAGUCAAGACUCAAAAACAAUAGAGGGUUGCAUUGAAUAUCAUUUCAUGGCAACAACUACAACUACAAAAAUAUCAUCUGCUCAGCUCAAAGUACAAGUCCAACCCAUCAAGCCUAAGCGCCGCAAGUGCAAGGAAACCACCAUUUCUUCCUCUGCUUCGUCAGUGGCUACUGGUUCUGCUGCUUCCGGUGCUACGAACAACUGUGCUGAAUCGGGUGGUGUUCAUGGAGUUCUAAGCCGGAAACUUGACUCGCCCACCAUUGUUUCUCCUGAUAGCUCUUGGUGUUGCCCUGCUUCCAAGCCCCUUCCAACGCCCCCUCCUUCGCCACCUCCGCAAGCUCGCCGUGUCCCGGACCAGGGGUUAACAGAUUCUUUGUCGGGCUUCAGGAUCCGAUAUUCUCCGGGAAGCGUAUUGCCUGUCAUGGACUUUACGGGCGGAACAUUGCUGUCCAAUGGUCAUUCUCCGUCGAGUUUCAACAAGUUCAACUCUGCACUCACGGCGGGUCUCUUAAACCCGAUGUCCCCACCGCCUCCAGCGGACAAGAUACGGUCCAGCCCGACACUUUUCGAGAUGAUGGCUAGCGAGCCCGAUAUCCAUCAAAGAACCCAAAACCAAGCUCAGAUCCAAGCACCCAUUUCAGCUCCGAGACAAAACCAACCCCCGCCUGUUAUGGAUAAGCAGGUAUUGACCAUGCAACGAAUUUCGGAUCUUUUAUCGACCCGGAGCCCUGGGAACCAGUUUAACGACCCGGGUUUGAGUGAUAUAAAGCUGACCUUGAGUUCCAAGGAUGGGAUUAGUGUGUCAAUGAACGUUCACCGGCAAAUACUGGUGGCUCACAGUAGGUUUUUUGCUGUGAGGUUAUCGGAUCGAUGGACAAAGCAGCAGAGGAAUGGAUCAACUGGGCCGUACAUUGUGGAAAUAUCAGACUGUGAUGACGUUGAGGUUUAUAUAGAGACCUUGAGGUUGAUGUAUUGCAAAGAUUUGAGGAAGAAGCUAAUGAGAGAAGACGUUUCUAAGGUUCUUGGAAUUUUGAAGGUUUCAGCGGCAAUUGGAUUUGAUGCUGGGGUUUUGUCUUGUUUGGAGUAUUUGGAAGCCGCUCCUUGGGCUGAGGAUGAAGAGGAGAAAGUGGCUUCUUUAUUGGCGGAGCUCCACCUCGAAAACGUUGGAGCCGGGGAGGUUUUGAAGAGGGUUUCCGUUGAAGUUGCUAAUGGAACUGAUGAGGGUGGUGAUAAUGAAGAAGUGCUUCUCAAGCUUUUGCAUGUGGUUCUUGAAGGCAAAGAUGAGAAAGCAAGGCGUGAAAUGAAAGGAUUGGUCUUUAAGAUGCUUCGCGAGAAUUCAUCUCACAACGAUCUCCGGAAAGAGUCCUUAUAUUCAGCUUGCGAUAGCUGUCUGGAAUUGCUUCGACACCAUUUUUUCCGAGCAGCAUCUUUGGAUUUGCAGGAUGCGAGUCAGAUUGCAAGACAAGCAGAUAAUUUGCACUGGAUUUUGGACAUUUUGAUUGAUAGGCAGAUUGCUGAAGAUUUUCUAAAAACAUGGGCUUCUCAAUCUGAAUUGUCCGAUUCUCAUUCUAAAGUUCCGGUUUUCCACAGGUUUGAAGUCAGCAGAGUUACAGCUCGGCUAUUUGUGGGAAUCGGAAAGGGGCAGUUAUUGGCAUCGAAGGAAUUAAGGUGCCUGCUAUUACAAACAUGGUUGGUGCCAUUUUACGAUGAUUUUGGGUGGAUGAGGAGGGCAUCGAAAGGCCUCGAUAGACAUUUAAUCGAGGAUGGGCUUAGCAACUCGAUUCUCACUCUGCCUCUGGCUUGGCAACAGGAGAUUUUUCUGGCUUGGUUUGAUAGAUUCUUGAACUCUGGUGAAGAUUGUCCCAACAUUCAAAGAGGUUUCGAAGUUUGGUGGAGGAGGGCCUUCUGGCGACGCAGUGGUGAACAAGAACCACCAUUGCCAAUACGAGUCAUAACAACAGCCAUCGAGAACUCAUAAAGUUCCUAUCUCCAUGGUGCAGAACCAGUGGUACUAUAAUGGGUUUGUUUCUCCUUCUCAUUUUUUCAAUGCUUUGGUCCUCGUCCUACACCGUUGGCUCAGUUUAAUCGAGUUCUCAUAGGAAGGUAACAUGAUUGGAGUGUCAUAUUUAUAUAUAUAUAGGUAUAUAUGAACUAGUAAAUUAGAAUUCAACUAGGUAUGCAUCCUAAGCAUAAAUAGUGAAUCUACUAAAAGCUGUUCAUACUAACACCAUCAUUUCUUAAUCUCUAUGGAAACUUUCAGCCAAGAUGGUGUUAAAUUUAUGGCUUUAUGAUGUUAGACUAUUAUGAAAAUUCUUGAUUGUUGAAUGCAGUGCAUCCUGUAAGAUGGUACCAGAGGAGGUGGAUAACUACUUUUGGUGGCUUGCUGGCAUUGAUAUCAUAGGUGAAAGUACCAUAUAUAUAUAUGUAUAUAUAUUUAAAAUAUAUAUUCUUUGCUGAAAGAAAAAUGAUGCUAGGGAAUGACUUCUUUACUGGUUUUCCUGUGGGAAUAAGUAUAACCCAGUAACAGGUUUGGAAUAGCUUUAGGCAAACAUAUACUUUCCUUAAUCGAGGAUUUUGGUUUUGGCUCUUUUGAAAAGAAGAUAUUGGCUUUGACAUUGAAUCACUGAUUCUCAAUUUCUGUAAAGUUAACUACAAUAUGUAUAUUCGUAUCAUGUUUGAAUUAUUUUUUGGUAUCAUAA